Messenger RNA from Cokeromyces recurvatus, 1042 nucleotides. Its product is annotated as transcriptional coactivator Hfi1/Transcriptional adapter 1. NCBI's taxonomy places the organism in Eukaryota, Fungi, Mucoromycota, Mucoromycetes, Mucorales, Mucoraceae. Bases 44 to 835 code for a protein of 263 amino acids. The transcript is spliced from 4 exons. Gene Ontology annotation, biological process: regulation of transcription by RNA polymerase II. The record is from RefSeq and is a predicted model, not a curated record. Gene Ontology annotation, cellular component: SAGA complex. Gene Ontology annotation, molecular function: transcription coactivator activity.
AUUAUACACACAUACAUACACAUAUAUAUUAAUUAUACUAUCGAUGACUGUAAUCGCAAAAGAAGAAAAUGUUAAAGAGACAAAAUUAAAAACAUAUAAAAAAGGACACUUUCUAUUUCCAACGGCCAAUGGUAGACAAGAUGUUUUAGCUUUAAAGCAGCAAUUAGCGGAUGCUUUAGGUGAAAAUGGACCGUUGUAUUGGGAUGCAUUAAGAGAUUUUGUCAUGGGAAAACUUAAUCGACAAGAGUUUGAUUUUUAUGCUAAUCUUUAUCUAAGUAGACAAAAUGCACAUCUUCACAAUGCAUUCAUUCUAAGUACAGUACAUAAUGCACAAAUGAAUACACCACCCCCUUCCAAACAUCGACUUGUUGGUUGGGCGAAACGAAAGAGAGGGAAAGAGGGUAACUUGGCAGAUGGAGAAUUUGAUCAUGAUCCAAGAAAGCGAAAAUUAAAAGCCGAUGUGAUGGCCCUUAGUAAAGCAGAGCGUGAACGAUUAAAAGCACUUGUCAAGGCAGGAGAUAAAAAUAAUCUAAGACCUUUUGUGAGUCGAUUAUUAGGACCACGUAUAAGUCAACCACCCACUUUACCGUUCUCUUCAAAUCAACUACCACAAAAUUAUAGUCAAGAAUAUUCAAAAGGUUUAAUGGCGCCACUAUGCAUUGAUCUAAAAGAACUACCAUCCCCAGAGACCCUACAUUCAAGAUUAACAAGUAUUGCCUUGGAGAAUGGAUUAUUUGGAGGUAUAGGUGAAGAUGUUGUGAACGUGAUGUUGUUUGCCGCUGAGGUAAUGCCGAUCAUUACUCCUUCAUAUCUUUUUUUUUUUUUGGCUUGCUAAUGUAUGCUUUAUAGUAUUAUAUUAAAUCAUCUAUUACAACUGCAAUAAGCAAAAGAAGAAUUAAUCGAUGUAUUGGAGCAAGAUUAUUACAAAAAAAGGAUAAUGAAGAUCAUGAUAUGAAUGAAACAGAAGAAGAUGACACAGGAGAAGAACGACAGUCAUCGAUUACCCUACGCGAUCUCGCUUUUGCAUAUCAUAUUACACCUU